AAUGCAAGGCAAAAUCUGGGGCAAAAUUAUUUAUAUACACUGUGGGCAAAAUUAUUUAUAGGGCAAAAUAACCCAAAGGCGCUGGUGCUAGAAGUUGGCUAGUGACGACCCCAACAAGAUUUUUACAGAUACCAGUCCGUUUUGACCCCAAUUCCAAUCCGUUUUGAUUUGAAUUGAUUUAAAUUGGGGUUAUUGACAAGAAACUUGUUCUACAGCAUUGAAAAACAAAUUUUCCUGAUGGCUGCAGUGUGAUUUUCCUAUUUGAUUUUAUUGAAUGCUGGAGUACAGUUGGAUUGCUGUUGAGCACUCACACAAUCUUUAAUUUCUUCAAGUUAUAUUCAGUCACUACAGUGAACCACAGGCCUCUUCCUUGUUUGAGCAUUCUCCCAUCAACAUUGCAGUCAAUUUAAGUUUCCUGCCCCAAGUUUUCAAGUAAAGGGAUUCUUCUUUUGAGCUUUCACAAUGCCAGAACCAGUGGAAACAACAGAGCUGAGAGUAGGUGAAGAAGAUAUUCCUGUUUACGUCAUGACAUUCAAAGACGUAAAAAAUGUCAAGGAGCUGAAACCCAUGCUCAUGGAUGGACGGAUCAAUGUUGCACUGGUGUCUGCCAAAAAGAUUGUCUCACCAUUCCAGCUGUUGGUCGCCACCAACAUUGCUCUACACAAUCAGCUGGAUGGCACUAUGAAAACCAAAAACAUAAACUCUGAGAUCAUAUUCUCACUGUCCCCUGGAAAACAGAUCUCUGAGGCGUUCCGCUCGUUCGGCGCCGGGCCCGGCGACACGGCGGUGGCGGCCGUGGCCGUGUCGGACCGCUCGCGCCUGGAGCCGCUGUGUCAGGCGCUGCAGGGCACCGCCGUGCCGCCCGAGCAGCUGGCCCAGCUCGGUGACGAACAGGCCGUCAUCAAACAGUACGCCGUCACCGAACAGGAGCUGACCGUCGGCACCCUCGAACAGGCCGUGGUCAGCCGGAUCGCCUCCCGCUGCGCUACGUGACCGGAGUUUGCGAGUGCUUCGCCGCUGGGGACUUGUGCUAAUCUCCGGACCGAGCGUGGUGCCGCCAUGCAGCGUGUGUUCUCACGCGCCUCUCUGGUGUUUGCGCAACAGCCUUCUCGUUGAGUGCGGACGUGAUGUUGGUUCUGAAGCGUGAUCAUGGUGUGAAGAAGACCGUUUUAGUUGUUCGUUGUUUGUAUGAAUUGCCAAGGCACCAGGCGCUUUCGGCGCUAGGGUGCACCCCUUAGCUGUUGGUGAUGCCACGUCUCUCACUGUGGCGUACGCUUGUGAACGCAGUUAUGCUCAGUGGGUUCACUGAACAUGGACUGCCUUGUCGUUUCGUAUUGAAUUGAAAAUGUACAGUUUUCCACA
Molecule: messenger RNA, 1362 nt
Organism: Amphibalanus amphitrite
Lineage: Eukaryota; Metazoa; Arthropoda; Thecostraca; Balanomorpha; Balanidae
Product: EKC/KEOPS complex subunit TPRKB-like
Exons: 3
Coding region: 463-993 (176 amino acids)
Biological process (GO): telomere maintenance via recombination; tRNA threonylcarbamoyladenosine modification
Cellular component (GO): cytosol; EKC/KEOPS complex; nucleus
Source: RefSeq, a predicted model, not a curated record